Scleropages formosus (Asian bonytongue) is the source of this 1911-nucleotide messenger RNA. RefSeq names its product hyperpolarization activated cyclic nucleotide-gated potassium channel 3 (gene hcn3). Gene Ontology annotation, cellular component: HCN channel complex; membrane; axon. The record is from RefSeq and is a predicted model, not a curated record. Gene Ontology annotation, biological process: potassium ion transmembrane transport; regulation of membrane depolarization; sodium ion transmembrane transport. Gene Ontology annotation, molecular function: voltage-gated potassium channel activity. NCBI's taxonomy places the organism in Eukaryota, Metazoa, Chordata, Actinopteri, Osteoglossiformes, Osteoglossidae. The transcript is spliced from 7 exons. Bases 1 to 1911 code for a protein of 636 amino acids.
AUGGAUGGUGUGGAUAGUGGUGUGAGACCAUCUGACAAUAUGACUAAGUCCUCUCAAAAGGAGGUCUGCCAGAACACCGGUGACCACCCUUUCAAUGCACAUGUGGACCAUUUGUUUCAUAUGACCCCGAAGGAGUAUCCGCUGCCAUUUCUGGGCACCCAAGGUACUUCUGCUCCUGUGGCCCUUGGACAGGACCUUGCUGCCACUGGUGCUGCUGCUGAGCCCAUAGUAAGUAACAUGGAGGUCCCCAGGGAAGAAGAGGACUGUGGCUACUUUGACCGUUCCACCUACCUUCAGAAGCAAUUUGGAGCUAUGCUGCAGCCAGGGGUCAACAAGUUCUCCCUACGCAUGUUCGGCAGCCACAAGGGAGUUGCGAUGGAGCAAGAAAGGGUCAAGUCCAUUGGCGUCUGGAUCAUUCAUCCCUACAGUGACUUCAGGUUUUACUGGGACCUAGUGAUGCUCCUCCUAAUGAUGAUUAAUCUGGUCAUCCUACCAGUGGGAAUCACAUUCUUCGAGAACCAGAACACACCUCCAUGGAUCACUUUCAACGUAAUUACAGACACACUUUUCCUGCUAGACCUGGCCUUCAACUUCCGCACCGGUUUCCUAAAAGAAGACAGCGCCGAGAUUGUGUUGGAUCUGCGGGCCAUUCGCCGGAAGUACUUACGGAGCUGGUUCUUGGUGGACUUUAUUUCUUCCAUCCCUGUGGACUAUAUUUUCCUGGUGGCGGAUCUGGAGGCCCGUCUAGACCCUGAGGUGUUUCGCACGGCACGUGCACUGCGCAUCAUUCGCUUCGCUAAAAUCCUCAGCCUCUUACGGCUGCUCCGGCUCUCCAGGCUCAUUCGCUACCUCCACCAGUGGGAGGAGGUGAGGAGUCGGACAGGACCAAUCUUCCAUAUGACCUAUGACCUGGCAAGUGCAGUGCUGCGCAUUAUGAACCUGAUCGGCAUGAUGUUGCUUCUGUGCCACUGGGAUGGCUGCCUGCAGUUCCUGGUUCCCAGCCUGCAGGACUUUCCUCCAUACUGCUGGGUGGCCAAGAGUCACUUAGUGAACAAGACCUGGGGCGUGCAGUACUCCCAUGCUCUGUUUAAGGCCAUGAGCCACAUGCUGUGCAUUGGCUAUGGUGCUCAGGCCCCAGAGGGCCCCACUGAGGUUUGGCUCACUACUCUCAGCAUGAUGGUGGGUGCCACCUGCUACGCCAUGUUCCUGGGUCACGCCACCACCCUUGUACAGUCCCUGGACUCCUCACGUCGGCAGUACCAGGAGAAGUACAAGCAGGUGGAGCAAUACAUGUCCUUCCACAAGCUGCCAGCGGACUUGCGGCAGAAGAUCCAUGAGUACUACGAGCAUCGGUUCCAGGGCAAGAUGUUUGAUGAAGACGAUAUCCUCGGGGAGCUUAGUGAUCCGCUGAAAGAGGAGAUAAUUAACUUCAACUGCCGCGGCCUGGUGGCCAACAUGCCACUCUUUUCCACCACAGACAGCAGUUUUGUGUCUGCAGUGCUGACCAAGCUGCGAUUUGAGGUCUUCCUCCCCGGGGACAUCAUCAUCCGUGAGGGCAGUGUGGGUCGGAAGAUGUACUUCAUUCAACACGGCUGCGUGAGCGUUAUUACCAGUGACAAUAAGGAGAUCCGGCUCAGCGACGGCUCUUACUUUGGUGAAAUCUGUCUGCUAACACGGGGCCGCCGUACGGCAAGCGUCCGUGCUGACACCUACUGCCGCUUGUACUCCCUUUCAGUGGAAGGCUUCAAUGAAGUGCUGGAGGAGCACCCCAUGAUGAGGCAGGCCUUUGAGACUGUGGCUGUAGAUCGCCUGCAUAGUGUUCGUGACACACACAACGCACAACUAAAAGUCACAAAACAAGCCGGUGCUACAGCAGUAGGUGAAGCCUCCAGUGAAGCAGGGAAACUCUAG